Messenger RNA from Anopheles maculipalpis, 2518 nucleotides. Its product is annotated as transmembrane protein 145-like. Bases 5 to 2518 code for a protein of 837 amino acids. The transcript is spliced from 5 exons. The record is from RefSeq and is a predicted model, not a curated record. NCBI's taxonomy places the organism in Eukaryota, Metazoa, Arthropoda, Insecta, Diptera, Culicidae. Gene Ontology annotation, biological process: response to pheromone; G protein-coupled receptor signaling pathway.
AGAAAUGACGCUGCUAAGAGUUGGCAUCGUGCUACUGCUGACCAGUGGAAGUAUACCGAUUGGUCAAGCAAAGUAUGUCGAAGGUCAUCUCAAAACAUCUGAUAAUUGGGCAUUCUUGGCAAGGUUUUGUUUCCUAUCUGGCAAAGGAAAGUAUGAAUAUUUGAUCGAAUAUGAAAAGAAGCUGGGCGAGCUGAAGCUGCUCCUAUACUAUGACGAUCGGACACAGUGGCCAGCAAUCUACAAAACAGAUAAGACAUGUACCGAGAAACUAUCCGUCCUACACCCGGAAGACAAUCAGAUCGUUACACUAUCCCCACGAACUCCCUACAAUCUCUACUCCGGUUGCCAUCUGCGUACACCAACACCGAAAGAAUCGCCGGAUGAUCCACUGCCAAGGAAUAGUGGCACUACCACGACUACACGCGCGCCAUCCACCGGCCGUGGAGCUUCAGCCGGAUCGGGUGGUGAUAUCAAACCUCCGGACGAUGAUCCACAAUACUACGAUCAAUUCCUGAAAACAAGCACAACCGAACCAGAAUUCCCAUUUGAAGAUACCUCCACCACCGGUAAUGGGACGGAAGAGUCCCCGUACGAGAUACUACUAACGUCCACGAGCUCCAUCCAAGGAGGCGCCUUUGCAGGUGAUAAUGGUGAGGUGAACCUGCUCGAGAACAGUACCGAUUAUCGACUGCUAGUGGAGCAACUAUUUCCCGCAGCGGAUGAAGCAGGAGAGCAACGACACGAUCCACCAUCGAACGGGACACGGUUGCGACGAGCAGCACCGAUGGGGAAGUACGAAACCCGGCUCAUAGUGAGCUGCAGUAACUUUGGAAGCUUCACAAGCUCACGGGAACGCUGGUGGUACAUAGCGAUCGCAAACUGUGACGGAGCGGGCAAGGGGCUGGACGUAAAGUAUCGGUUCCGGAUGACGAAUGGACCGCCGGGAGACUUUUGGCACGAGCAUUUCUCCGCUGAUGAGAUGUAUAUUCCUCCAAUUCUGUUGGCGGAAUCGAUUGCCUACAGUAUGCUGCUUCUGGCAGUAUUUAUCUGCGCUGUAGAACUAAAGGCACGGCAUCUGUAUCACUGCACUUACCGUCUGUUUACGCUGAGCGUCCUUCUGCAGUGGUUCGGUAUCUUGCUGCUAAGUGUCACCUGGACCAAGUACGCCGUGUCUGGGAUCGGACCGUUCCCUAACUUUGGAGGCAUCUUUACGAGCGCUAGUGAGAUCUCUUUUCUGCUGCUGCUGCUGUUAAUGGCGAAGGGGUACACCAUCACAAGGGCACGUCUGAAAACUUGCUCCACAGUCAAGAUUACCAUCUUCAUCAAUCUGUAUGUGGUAGUGUACGUCUCACUGUACAUCUACCAGGCCGAAGCGUUUGAUCCGGGCGAAGUUCUCAAUCUGUAUGAAUCUCCUGCCGGGUUCGGAUUAGCCGGACUAAGGUGUGCCGGGUGGGUUUUCUUCAUGUACGCCUGUGCGGCCACAAUACGGAAAUUUACAGAGAAAACCCCAUUCUACUAUCCCUUCACCAUGCUUGGAUCGUUGUGGAUUCUAAGUGGACCAGUCCUAACGCUGCUCGGUGUCAGUGUGCUCGACCCUUGGGUGCGCGAGUCCGUCAUGCACGGAGCGCUUGGUACGGUAGCUUUUGCUGGGCAUUUAGCUUUCCUUUGGUUAACGUGGCCUUCGAGAGCUAAUCGGAGCUUUCCCUACCAUGUGCGGACGAAUCAUGUGGGCAUUUCGCAUGGAGAGGAUGAUGAGGUGACGUACCCGAAGCAUCCGUACGAACCAACGACCCUGGUGAACCAUCACAACCAUCCACUACAACACCAGUAUCCUAUUGCGCCGUCUGAGACGGUACUACAGAAUGGUCAUGGGAAUGGAUUUUUGGUCCCGUUGUCACGCGGCGAUGGGGUGUACGAUCAGUAUCUUCGUGAGCGGGAUAUCUAUCAUAGUAUGUCGACACCGCUCAGUUAUGUGUCCUUCCCUGCGCCGGCCGGAAGGGAGAAUGGAACGUCAAACGGAACAAAUCAGCGGGAACCUAUACGUAAUGGGAACUCAAUCAAUAGUCCGGUGGUAAAUGGAGUAAAUGGACCAAAACCGGAAGGAGAAACAGCAACGGAAACAGAACAACGUAACAAUCCAAAAUCACUUGCGCUAGAAGUUGAAGCGGACCUUUCCGGCCAUCCGUCGCUUGAGGUUGCUGAGCAAGUGUCGAGCAAUCCACCGCUAAGUGGUAACGGAUCCAUCGCAUCCGGACCGAUCGAGCGACAAUCGUCCAGUGGUGGUGACCGCGAAGAGAAACGACCAUUUAAUCCAUUUUUAGCUGGAGCACAGACGGCUGCCGAAGCCGCUCGAAAACCGAAUCGAAUCAUCCUACCCAGUCUGGAGCAUGGGCAAGCCAGUCCAAUUAUAGUGAGCACAGAAUCAAUGGCGGAACACGCUGCAGUUACUACUGAAAACGGGAGUACUAGUAGUAAUGCCGUCCCAAAGCAUCUCUUUGCAGCAAAGCGUGAUCCGUAA